Molecule: messenger RNA, 893 nt
Organism: Drosophila albomicans
Lineage: Eukaryota; Metazoa; Arthropoda; Insecta; Diptera; Drosophilidae
Product: circadian clock-controlled protein daywake-like
Exons: 3
Coding region: 44-805 (253 amino acids)
Source: RefSeq, a predicted model, not a curated record
UAAGCUCUAAACACACUACAUAACUAUAUUAGUUAGACAAAAGAUGUCAUUUAUUAAAUAUUCUUUGAAUUUUCUUCUAUUAGCGACUCUCUGCAAAGCAUUUCCGGAGGAAGUACAGAAAUGUCACUUUGGCGAUGAAAAAUGUUUAGUCGACUCAAUGAAUUACGUCAUAAAACAUUAUCGAAAGGGAAUACCAGAAAUUGGUGUGAAGCCAAUCGAUGUUGUCGAUAUUGCAGACCUCAAUCUUGUAGGACAUGCAAUUACAUCCACUUGGAUUAACAUUAACUUGACGAAUCAAAUUAAUUAUGGUUUUGAGAAUACGACCAUCACAAGUGUCCAGGGCUUCAACAAAGAUCCCACAGCCACACAUCUGAAUAUCUCUGGCCAUAUACCCGUGUUAAUUCACAAGGGUUUUUUCAAAGCCGUAGGACAAAUAUAUUUGGUUAAAGCUAAUCUGUCGGGUAUAAGUUUAUCGGAAUUUCAAAAUCUGAAAUUCACUCUUAAACUGAAGAGCAUCAUCGAAUUUCGAAAUAAUAAACGAUAUUUAAAGAUAUAUGAACUAACUCCAAUUGUCAAAAUAAGUCGCUGGGUUAUCUGGAUGGAGGAUCUUUUCACGGAAAACUCCGAUAUGACAAUCAUUGUUAAUCGAAUUUUUAAUGAUAAUUGGCUUGAGAUUUGGAAUGAAUGGGAACCGACAAUUUUGAAUUCGUUUUCUGGCGUCUUUUUGGGACUGAUUAAGGAUGUGUUCGAUAAAGUUUCAUACGAUGAUUUGUUUUUACCGGAUUCAGAAGAUAAAUUGACUUGAUAAAGUAAAUUAAAUAAAAAGAAUUUUCUAAUAUGAAUUGAUGUAAAAGUUAUAAAUAUAUUUAUGAAGUGCAGAUAAUUACAAAUCA